Messenger RNA from Colius striatus (speckled mousebird), 2352 nucleotides. It is a transcript of the gene UBAP1, whose product is annotated as ubiquitin associated protein 1. The record is from RefSeq and is a predicted model, not a curated record. The coding region runs from base 246 to 1802 and encodes 518 amino acids. Lineage: Eukaryota; Metazoa; Chordata; Aves; Coliiformes; Coliidae. Gene Ontology annotation, molecular function: ubiquitin binding; DNA binding. The transcript has 9 exons. Gene Ontology annotation, cellular component: ESCRT I complex. Gene Ontology annotation, biological process: ubiquitin-dependent protein catabolic process via the multivesicular body sorting pathway; regulation of DNA-templated transcription.
GAUGGCGUCGCCCGGUAGCGGGGCUGGAGGUGGCGACGCGGCGCGCGUGUCGUAGGGGCGGGCGGUGGGCAGUGGCCGCGGGAACAGCCGGGGUCGCCAGCCGGGGGCCUCCAGGCGCCGCGCAGGCACUGUGGAACAAAGAAGUCAGGGAAGAAACUACUUCUACUAAGGUCAGAUCAUCUGCGUAACACAGAUAGAUGAAACAUAAAAGGAAAACAAAGGAAAUCUCAAGUAUAAGAUUCUAAAUGGCUUCUAAGAAGUUGGGAUCCGACGCUCAUGGGCCUUUCAGUUAUCUGGAUGAUGUUCCAUUUAAGAUAGGAGACAAAUUCAAAACCCCAGUGAAGGUUGGAUUACCCAUUGGUUUCUGUCUGCCUGAUUCUUCUCAGCUUGUCAGAGAAGCCCAGUAUGAUUUCUCACUCGAAAAGAGAACAAUCAAGUGGGCUGAAGAUAUCAAAAGCAUCCAAGCUGCCCAGCGAGACGCUGAACGCAAGGCAGAGGAAGCACUAGCCACCUCACAAGCAGCUUCUGAGGACAGCAGCCAGAUGGGGUUCUCUGAGGGACCUUGCCCUGAGGCUAUGCCUCCUCCUAUUAACCCCAUCCUUGCUAGCCUGCAGCACAAUAAUAUUCUUACUCCCACGCCAGCCAACAGCAGCUCUGUGAAGCAAAAAGUUCUCAGUCCCCCUCGUCCCAAAGCAGACUUCAACCCAGCUGAUUUUGAAUGUGAAGAAGACCCAUUUGACAAACUGGAAUUAAAAACUAUCGAUGAUAAGGAGGAGUUAAAAAAUAUUCUUGAAAUCCAUGUUGGUACUACUGGGCCAAUUGUUGCCCAGUUGUUGGAUAAUACUUUGCCCAAAGGAGGGUCUGAGUCUGUGUUGCAAGAGGAGGAAGUUCUGGCAUCCAUAGAAAGGGCCACAUUGGACUUCAAGCCCCUUCACAAACCCAAUGGCUUUAUCACUUUACCGCAGUUGGGAAACUGUGAAAAGAUGUCCUUGUCUUCCAAAGUGUCCCUGUCCCCUAUCACUUCGGUGAGCAAUAUCAAAUCCCUCUCCUUUCCAAAACUUGACUCCGAUGAGAGUGACCCCAAAUCAUCCAAGCUCACGAGCACUUUCCACAGCACUACCUGUCUCCGCAAUGGCACUUUGCUCAGCUCUUUGCAGACCUGUGCUCAGAGUAAAGCUAGUGAACUGAAUGGACACCAUAGGGGUGGUCUUUCUGCUCUAAAUGAGGACAGUGGUACAGAGACAUCAAUAUUAUCCUCUUCAUCCAGGCUGCCUUCCCUGGCUGUGUCGACAGAAGAAUCAUCCUCUCAAAGCACAACGACCACGGUACACCCAGAGUUCAAGGAAACAGAAAUGCCUGUGGUAACGCACCAAAAUUUCCCAGUGUCUAAAGUGCCCAAUAACAGCAGCUGCUCGAGGUGGCUGGGUGACCCCGCUGCUGAGCUCCAGCAGGCACUCUCUGCUAGUGAGAGGCAGUGCAUAGAGACAGUUGUCAACAUGGGGUACUCGCCUGAGAACGUCCUGAAAGCCAUGAAGAAGAAAGGACAGAACAUAGACCAGGUUUUGGAUUACCUGUUUGCACAUGGACAGCUUUGUGAGAAGGGCUUUGAUCCACUUCUCGUUGAAGCAGCUUUGGAAAUGCACCAGUGUUCAGAAGAGAAGAUCACAGAACUUCUCCAACUAAUGAGCCAAUUUAAAGAAAUGGGCUUUGAACUAAAAGAUAUUAAGGAGGCAUUGUUAUUACAUCACAACGACCAACACAACGCUUUGGAGGAUCUAAUGUCCCGCGCAGGAGGCAGCUGAGAGCAGGCCCUGGCCCCUGGUGCGGCGCAGACCCCGCCGUGCCGCUGGCCGUGCUGUGUGAGGGCUCGCUCCGCAACGGGAGGAGGCGGCUCCGCCGCUGGCAGCGCGGCCCGAGCCAGCCCAUCUCCAUCGCUCCAGCGUUUCUCUUUCCACUGACAACCAACUUUCUUUCUUAAAUUAAAUUUUUGAAGUGUCCUUUCCUAAGUUUCCUUUUUCCAGCUUGGCCACGGAGAGUUCAGACUGCCCAGCCUCUACUGGAACUGUACCUGGGUAGAGCCGGGAGUGGUUUCCUUCACCUCACUGUUGCACUGGAGUCAGACAGAAGAAUAUGAAGUUGGUUCUGAACUAGGAUGCUUUGGUUCCUUGAAGCUGCUUUCAUGGUGUCUGCUUGUACUGAAUUACUUGGCUGUAUCACAGUCCAGAUGAACUGGCUACCUUUGACCUUUAGUGCAAUGGAGUUGGGUUUUUUUUGGUUGAAAGUUAGUGUGUAACUUAGUGAAACACUGGUUCAGAAACUGUUGCUAUGCAUAAAGAGAGAAGCUGUUCCUCU